Prosopis cineraria is the source of this 2118-nucleotide messenger RNA. RefSeq lists its product as uncharacterized. The transcript has 5 exons. The record is from RefSeq and is a predicted model, not a curated record. Lineage: Eukaryota; Viridiplantae; Streptophyta; Magnoliopsida; Fabales; Fabaceae. Bases 176 to 1039 code for a protein of 287 amino acids.
GCAGGGUGGGGAUUCACACUGUCACAGUCGAGAAGAAGCCUUAUCUUCCUCGGUUAAUCCGAUCGCCCAUCUGACUAUCAGAGUCUCACUAUGAAAUCCGAACAUUUUCUCUCUUCCGCUAGCCCUGAGCUUCUCAGUCGAAAACCCUCCUCUUAAUUCCCCCCCACUUCAGAAAAUGGCCUCCCCAAUAGCUUACUCCCAAAUCGACGAUAAGGACCUCGACGACGCCGCUUUGUGGGCUGUCAUUGAUUCCGCCACUGCCUCCCGUUCCACAACCAAGUGCAAAUCCCUUGCCAUCAAAUAUAAUAAUACCACAUCCCCAUCUCCGAUCUCAAAACCCUUGCCACCGACCAAGUUCCAGAGAAUCUCGAGGGAUUCCCCUUCAGCUUCCAUCGAAUCCAAGGCUACAGGCGACGGUGAAGUGGAUCAUGAGCCUUGGUCGUACCGGCCUCCUAGGAAGUUUGCAAGGAUUUGUCCUUCAGAGACGAGCGAGAGUAGUCCACUGGCUCUGGUGAAUAAUGGGCAGCGAACGCCAUCGGCAGCAGCUUUUUAUUCGUCACGGGAGGCGCAUCUGUCGCCUGAGAUAGGGAGGCUUCGAGUGAAAGAGAUUAGUCCUUAUACAGAGGUCUCUCCAGGGUACAAUGACAGGAGCGAGGAGAGGGAGAUCACGAUGUAUGGAUUUUCUGGGAAGUUCCCUUCAGUUUCAUUGUUCAAGGAAUACCAAAAUACAGCCAUGGCGAUUUUGGAGAAGACUGAUUAUACAUUGAUUUCGGGGAAGCCUUUCAUAAAAAAGUCAGGUUGGAGGAAGAUAUCUUGCUUCUUCAAUAUUUCUUUUGAAAUUAGAGACAAGAAUAUUGAGUUUGAUGAGAAUCGUAAUGUUCAGCGCGCUGAGUUUGUGGUUCGGGCAUACAUGCAGGGAGGCAGGUUCUCAGAUGGAUGGGGCUCUUGUGAGCGGCGUGAGAAGAGAUUUCAGAAACCGAAUCAUGACGUACCUAGCACAGCAGAGACGAGAGCCAAAAACAAAGCAUGUCAAAACUGACGUGGAAGAUGGUAGACAAUGUGAUUUGUUGUCAAAAUCAUAGCCGGAGCUGGACGCUUCUGACUUCACCACCACAUUCAUUUUCAUUUUCACCGCCGCCUCUGCUUCGUCGGCCUUUUCUCUCGAUGGAGGAGUCACAAAGUUUGUCAAUGGGUCUGGUCCAUGAAUCUUAAUCGCUGCAUUAUCAUAAACCAUAACCUUAAAGCACCCAACUCUAGCGAUAAAGGCAAAGGCAGCUUGGAGGGACUUGCAGUCAUGGAUAGGGCCCAACUAGUUGAGGCAAGUGUCAUCAUGUGUCACGGCGGCGCUCACCCAAAUCUGGGCAUCGCUCAUCUACAUGCAGGAUGAGGACUUGCAAAGGUGCUUGAGCUCGUGGAGGCUCUUGGACACUAGCCACCACCCACGACGUCUCCCCCCCCUCUCUCUUUCCCCUCUCUCUCCAUGGCAUCUCUCUUUCCAUGCAGCUGAACUGUCGAGGUCGUGGGUGGUAGGAGAGGUGUGCUGGGACUUUUUUCUAGCAAGGGGGUAUUUUGAUAUUUUUAUUAUUUUAAAUACAUAAAUUAUUAAAAUUAUAUCGGAUUCCAUACUUAUAUCAAACAAACUUUUAUAAUUCAAUUCAAUUUCAAUUUUAAUUUCAAUUUUAAUUCUAUUAAAAAAUUUUUCAUUAUAACAAAUGAGACUUAAAUACUUCAAAUGAGUUAAAUAGCAGUCCAUAUAAUCUUAAAUUUACUUGUACUUCAUAUUGCUACAUGGUCAUGUGGCCAGCCAAUAUAUGCCAAGUGUCUAACCUCGGAUCAUCUAAUAAAACUUGCUUGUGCCAUUAAAGCAACGACGAUUUUACACCCAAAAAAAAAAAAAAGUUUCUUCAUAUUCAUGUUCCCGUUACUUUAAACUUUAUUAGCAACAAAUCCACUUUCUCCACUGUGUGCCGCUUGUUAAAAUGACUCUUUUUUAUUAAAAACAAAAACAAAAACGAAAACCCCUUAACUUACUCUCUCUAUUAUGCCUGCCUUGAAAGUUUCAUGUUCGCACGGGCCAAAUUCAAAUGCUAACUUAUUUUACUAAUUUCUGGUUCAAUU